AUGCCCGACAUCGACCCCGCGGCCUUGAGCAGCCGCCCAUCCGUAAAUCUCUCGACACCAACACUAUCUACCAAAUCCAUCACCGUUCAGCCCCCUGGCUCCCUUAAAACCUCCAAAACCAGCCAGAUUAUCCCCGCCCGCAUUGACCUUGAGCCGCUCUAUACCUCCUUGAAGCAGGCCAUUGGCCCGGAGGCAUGGGUCAUUUACAAGGAGUCAACAACAGAGUUUCUCAUCGGUCGUCUGAAUCAAACUGAAUACUCGGAACGAAUCGAUCCUAUUCUAGCGUCCCCCAAUGGCGAGAAAGAGCACCUACACAACCAGCUUAUUGCUGCGAUAUACGGCAAUGUCACAAGAGAGAUGCCUGACCAGGGGCUUGCCCCGUGGGUUAGCGCCAAUGACAAGCCUACGGCACCAGCCGGCAGCAAGCCUGUGUCUGGCGAUGCUGCUGAGCGUCGACUGAAGGGCGAAGUCAUGCAACUUCCGAGCAAAGAUCGUCGACGCAUCAAGGACCUGGCGUCCAAUGAUGUUAGUCCAAGUCUCUAUACCACAUGGCGAAUUCACAGUCUAAUCUAUCCAUCACAGUUCGAUCCGCACGAGAACCUAGCCAAUGCCUUCUUGGAUAACCAUAGACGGCAGACUAAGGCCGCCGAAGUACCACCUAGUGCGGGAGGCAUAGGCGGUAUCAACAAGAUGAAUUUUGACCUCGAGAUUCGUAAACGCUUCGCCCAGCCCUUAGCUGUUGAGUCAGGCGAAUUCCCAGACGCCCCCUUAAUCGAAGGCCGAAUGCUACCAUUCUGCUACGAGGCAGGACUUACGAGCGGACAUGUUCCAGAUGCGGCACACUUCAUGUCAGUGGCAACCGAGACGUUCAUCAAAGAGGCGCUGGCCGCUAUAUUCUCCAAGACACGAAGCAACGGGCCUGGAGAAGGCGGCACAGCCGGCUUCGGUGCUGGCACACAAUGGAUUCAAACACACAAGUACCGCCAUCAGCUUGUCAAAGAGGAGGAUGCGGCCUUGCGAGGUGAGCUAUCUCGUGACAAGAGCGGUCUAUUGCCGAUUGAGUCGAAAGCUGCUAGUGAGCGAGGCCCUCUUGGUAUGGCAGAUGUUAGAAUUGCCCUGGAGAUGGCGGAUAGUGGCCUAGCACAAUUUCCCAUCAUUAAUACGUCAAUAUCGUACGGAUACCGCGAAGGAGAACUCGAAAACUGGCACGACUACACUUGGCUUCCAGGCUUCGAAGAGUUGGCCAACGGUGGCAACAGUGGAAAGGUAUCUGAUGUUCGGCCUUCCGUUACACAGCUUCCUAACGGACACGUCGACGCAAUGGAGGUUGAUUCCGAACCUUGGUGGGAAGGUGCUGAUCCUCAGGACAUGGGCACUCUCGAUUCAGUUCUGGACUCGUGUUUGGCGGUCGGGUCAUAG
Colletotrichum truncatum is the source of this 1419-nucleotide messenger RNA. RefSeq lists its product as uncharacterized. Gene Ontology annotation, biological process: regulation of transcription by RNA polymerase II. Gene Ontology annotation, cellular component: SAGA complex. Lineage: Eukaryota; Fungi; Ascomycota; Sordariomycetes; Glomerellales; Glomerellaceae. The record is from RefSeq and is a predicted model, not a curated record. Gene Ontology annotation, molecular function: transcription coactivator activity.